Penicillium antarcticum is the source of this 1092-nucleotide messenger RNA. RefSeq lists its product as uncharacterized. Lineage: Eukaryota; Fungi; Ascomycota; Eurotiomycetes; Eurotiales; Aspergillaceae. The record is from RefSeq and is a predicted model, not a curated record. The transcript has a single exon. The coding region runs from base 1 to 1092 and encodes 363 amino acids.
AUGCCGCUCAGGCUCAUAUCAGAUAAAAUUUUCCAUCCAACCACACCUACCGACAACACAGCAAAACUGGAAGAUGUCCUCCCAGCCUCAUUCAGAGACGAAUCAGACAACAAACUGUUCGUGCAUACCCCACUAAGCGAAAUCUCCAAAUUUCUCCAUCAGGACCUCUCAGUCAAGCGCCUGAAUGACAUCCACGACCUCCUAUGGCUAGCAGGGCGGCCAAUGCCGCCCCGACCAUUAAACUACCAGAUGUCGUUAUCGCGCGAGAUAAUCCUCGACGAAAAGACCGACAUGCACCUAGUCUGGGGGCCAAGUCGACGCAUUCACAUCAAACCACUACCUCAAUACCUACUAGAUGCUCGAUUCUGGUCUGAGCAUCUAGUCUGCGAAGAUGAGUGUCCCCCGUCCAGCCGACUGGGACAGGGACAAGAGUCCCAGUCACAGCCAGCCAACAAACCCCCCAACAACACGGCGUCAUAUUCAGGGGCUGUCAAAGUUGCCACCUGUGAAAAAUGCCACCUCACAAAAUGCGCCUUUGGCUUCCUAAGCUCCUACAUAGCCCUAGUCCAACACCCAAGCGACUUCGCCAUAGCCAAGUCGAACAACCUUCUCCCAGAAUUCCUAACCUGGUCCGCCUGGCGAAGCCUAGUCCAAAACCUACUUGCAAACGAAAGCACAGACCCCAGCAAAAUAAACAAGCGCUACAUAUUCGGUGAACUGCGCCUGUCACGCUUGAACAAGAUCUACGCCGUCGGGGGUGGCUUCCUCCUCCGCGGGUAUCAAUCCAAGUACCAGACCUAUGGCGAGUUAUUCAAAGAUUAUCUGACGCCUAUUACUGCCAUGACGGUGUACAUUGCGCUCGUGUUGACAGCGAUGCAAGUUGGACUGGGGACCGACCGGUUGGCGCAUAAUCAGGCGUUUCAAAAUGCUUCGUAUGGGUUUACCGUGUUUUCUAUUUUGGGGCCUAUUGUGCUGGUGUUUCUUGUGCUUUUGGUUGCUCUGGCUUAUGUUGCGACAAAUUCGUUGGUGACUAUUGCUUUUAGAAAGAAGCGGUUCAAUGAACUUGAAGGGAGCAAGUCUGGGAGGGUGUAG